Messenger RNA from Mycena citricolor, 5241 nucleotides. The record is from the annotation of a GenBank genome assembly. Lineage: Eukaryota; Fungi; Basidiomycota; Agaricomycetes; Agaricales; Mycenaceae.
GGCGGAUCCAAAAUAGGAAGUAGGGCGUCCAAGGCAAGCUGAAAUGUCGAUGUCUGGUGAGCGAGACGAGCGAAGGCGGGGGUGGCGGCAGAACAUGGAUAUGAACUGGCACGGGUGAGGAGAUUGGAAACCGAGGCGCGAUCAUCUUCUAAAGAUGAGAAAUGGGAGUGGUGAGAAGCCGCGCUGCCCAGCGGACUCAACACGCUGUGCAUCGCGUCGAUGGUCGACGGUCCACGACAAGUCGUGAUCAGUAUUGUGAUGUCAUCAGGCUAACACACCACAACUCGACGCGCUUCCAACCAUCUCGCUCUCUGGUCAAACAUGGCAGACGCGUCAUCCUUGUCCAUUGGAACGCACCCCGAGAUAUCAUUAGGGAGCUUCGAUGACGAUCCACUUCAAAGAACUCCCGCAAAAGUACGAGUGCUAUCUGCUUCUUCUGGUACCUCUGUGCCUUCUUCUGCUCCCCUCGACACGCCAUCACCGCCUGGAUUUUCGCGCCGUGCCACUGUAACAGUCGCGGAUAGGCCGGGCUACUUUGAUAAUGCCGAUGAAGAUGAAGGUGCUGAUUAUGGCGUCGGAACUCCCGUUGCAACGCGACCGAAGCGUUCGGCUAGGCCAUCCGCCGCCGCGUCCAAGGGGGCGCUCACUUUACGAGAUCAGGAAAAGCACAUAGACAAUUUGAAGAAGGAGAACUUCAAUAUCAAAUUGCGCGUACAUUUCCUUGAAGAGCGCCUUGCGCAGCUAGCACCAGAUCAAAUUGAUGCUGCACUGAAACAGAAUAUCAGUUUGAAGAUCGAAGUUCAGCAGCGUGGCAUGGAGCUGAAAAAACUCAAGAAACUGGUUCUUGAACUGGAACGUGAGCUGCAACGGGCCGGUCCUAAAACUAGGAAUCAUCACCGAGAACGGGAGCUAGAGGACAAGCUAGAGGAACGGGAACGGGAACUACGAGAACUUCGUCGUCGUGCAGCAAAUGAUGCCUCCGAUCCUCUUCUAGCAGAGCGCAAUGCAGAACUGGAGGAACAAUUGGACAACAUGCGUGGUCUGCUCGAAGAUAAUAUGGACGAGCUGGAGCGAUUACGCGAUAUUGUCGAGCGUCAGAACAAUCAAUCUGAAGAAGAUCAUGUCGCAGCGCUUGAGGCAACCGUCGCCGAACUCCGUGAUCAACUUUCCGACCGCCACAAUGAGAACGAAGAUCUUGCAGAUUCUCUCGAACAAUUACGUCUGGAGAAUGCCGAAAUCCAGCAACAGCUUCAACGGACGGAAGCACACGAGCGCUCUGCAAGUCGAGCGAUGAUACUGGAGGAGCGCGAAGAGCGCGAGGCAGUGGAGGACGAGCUAAACAGUGCUCGCGACAAAAUUGCUGCCGUCUUGAUUGAGCUACAACAGAAGGAGGACGAACUGGAAUUGAAGACCACAGAGAUCGAUGAACUUGUGGCCGAGCAUGAUCGAGUCGUGGCUGUUGUUGAAGAUGAAUGGAGAGGUGAAGUCGAGGAGGCUAGGAAUCAAGUUGAAGAGUUGCGCGAUGUGCUCGCAGAGAGAGACGCGGAAGCAAAAGAUCUCCGACUCAAUAUUGCUGAAUUGGAAGCGAACACAAACGAUUUGCACACAAAGUUCGAAGCAGCUCUGGCGCACCUCGAGCAAGAGGCUGACGACCGGGACACCGAGAUCGAGAAACUUAGUUUGCAAGUCGAGAACAAGGACGCGGAGAUUGAGAGAUAUGCCGAUCAAUUGGACAGCAAGGAUGCUGAAAUCGACAGGCUGGGAGAGCAGAUUUUUGUUCUGGAGGAUGAGACCGACCGGUUGAAAGAAGCCGUCGAUGAUGAUGGCGCCGAGCGCGAGGGACUGGAGGGGCUGGUUGCUGCAUUAAAGGAGAAAAUGACUGGACUCAAGACAGAGCUGGCGGACAUGACAGCGGCAUUCGAGGAAUCCAACGAAGUCAUUCUAGGGCACCGAGCUCGUCAGGAAGAGCUUGCCACACACGUGGAAGACCUAGUCUCGCAGCUUCAGGUGUGCAAAUCCACGCUCGACUCCACGAAUAGGGAGCACGCCAACGACUUGCGUGAAAUCAAGCGCAAGCUCGAUGCCAAGGAAUCCGCCCUACAGAGCGCACUAGACGAUCUGGGCCGGACACAGGGACUACUCAGUGCUCACGAGGCAGAUCUUGCUGCAGUACAGACUGCAAUGCAGUCUCUCGAAGUUGAUUCACGACGGGCCGGUGAAACUGCUUCAACGGCCCGGUUCUCCUUAGAACUGGAGCUCGAUCGGGUUCGCCGAGACUUGGAAAGAGUUGAAGCUGAGCUGCUGCGAUCACGAGCUGACCUCGCGAAUAAAGACGCUCGUGGUCGAGCUGGAGAAGAGACUGUGGACUCCCUGCAUGCAGAAUUACUCUCGCUCAAAGCCGAACUGAGUGCACAAACACAGGCGCGUUUGAAUGUCAGCGAGCGCUUGGACGCUGUUCAGUUGCUGCUGAGGACAUCCGAAGCUGACUCGAUAGGCCAUAAAAAGCGUGUGGCCGAACUUGAGGGUCGUCUCAGCAAGGAGCAGCGAGCGCUACUAUCGACAGAGGGCCAGUACCGGGAUCAACUCACAGAACGCAAUACUCUGCUGCUGACAAUCUAUCAAUAUCUUGACCGCAUCCUUGGUGUCGAAAAAACACCUAAGAAAGGCAGUCAAGCAGAAACUAAACCUUUCACCAACUUUGGUGUUUUCCAUGACAAUCUCAUCUCUCGUUUGAAGACACUCAGCGGAAUCCAAAGCCAGUUUGACAAGCGAGUGAAAGAUGCCGAAGGGCGCUUUGGCGAGAAACUAAAGGAGAUGAACAAGCAGCUCGACAUGCGAUGGAAACAGAUCGACAAGUUUGAGGCUGGGGUCAAGGGUUAUGCUGAGGCUAAAGCUGGCUGGCGGAAGAAGAUGAGCGUGAAGGAAGGCGAAGUCGAUGCCUUGCGAGCCACCAACGUCGAUCUUUCUAAUCAGCUCUCUCGGAAACAGAGCUCCUCUGAUCCGAUGGAAGUACGCUCAUUGUCGACACGAGCUGCAAAUGCAGAGCGGCGACUGAACAACGCCCAGAACCAGCUGUUGGCGACCGAGGAGAAAGUUGCACUGAUGACGCAACGCAGUGCUACUGCAGACUCAAAGUGGGAAGCUCGGGUGAAGGAAUACGAACUUCGCCUGAAAGCGGCUGAAGAACGGGUCAAACGGGAACGACAAGGCGGAAAGGAGCGAGUUGCGGAACUGGAAAGCAACAUCAAAAUCCUACAACGUCAACUCGACUUGGCUCUCAAACGAAGCCACCAAUUGAAUGAAGUCGUGGACGCUGCCCAACUGCCAGCUAGUGGGUCUGCCAACUCUCUGCUAGUACCAACUCUCAAGCGUUCCAACUUUGAUUCAACUCAUAUGCCACCCGGGGGCCGCAAGAGCAGCAUCGGACUUGUGCGCCGGUCUGCGGCCCAAAAGUCCCAUUUGCCAUACCGUGGAGACGAUCCAAACGUCGGACGCAAGACCGGUGUUUCAAUACAACCUAUUCAACAGGACUCUGAUGGAUUUGAGCCGUUCGACCAGCUGAUUGGACAAGCCGAUGGACUCCAGCUAUCACAAAAGCAUCAGAAGAGGAAGAAGAAUAUCACCAAUGAGAAGCGAAUAGAAAGUAGUGAGGAACAGGAGGAACAGGAGGAGGGGUACGGGGAGAUGAGUAUGGACGUGGAUAGUGCGUUCUUAUUCUUCGCAAAGCAAAUCAGACUCACGUCGAGUGCAGGCCCGGUUCAAAGUUACUCGAAUGUGCGCCCGCCUCCAUCGCCGCGCACACCUCGUCCUCGACCCGUCGCUCGCACGUCUCAUGUUGAUUUCGAUCGGGUUCCUUCACCCAAAUAUCGCUCUGUGCGGAAAUCUCUCCCCCUUUCGUCCCAUCUUCGUGCUCAAGAGCUAUUCGACCUGGAUGAGGAGGAGGAAGAUCGCGCCACAGGUGCUGGCUACUCGCCUCGUGAGGUUAGCUUCACUGAGAUGGAUUCCCGCAACGAUUUAGACGAGGACGAAGACCCAACCCCCAAGAAGAAACAGUUAUCCAACAAGCUCAAAGACAAAAUUCGUCAGUCGGUUGCUAGAAUCUCCUCGCCAGCAAACCAAUCCCACAAUCCGUCGCCGAACAAGGGAAAGCGCAAGGCUGUUGAAGACGUCUCCCCAAGCCAUAGCAAACGCCGGGAGUUUUUGCAGGAACUAUAUGAAACCGAACGCGAAAUGACCCAAUACGAGCCGCAUACAAUUCAAAGCGAUCGGGAUCUGCCACCGUCGGACCCAAUCCAGGCAGAAGUGGCUGAGGAGCCUGCACCCUCCCCGAAAUUCAAAUCAUCGAACAAGAAAAUGACGUUGAAACCUUCUACUUCUCUAAAGGAAAACCGCGAAGUGCGUACGAAGCGCAGCCCACCUCUAGGCAGUGUUCGCCGAUCCAGCCGCGUGCCAUAUCCUCCGCUCGAAUGGUGGCGGAAUGAGAAAGUGGAGUAUGGUGGCCGAGAUCCAAAAGCGGGACCGAUUCUCGUUCCGCGAAUCAAAUCUAUUAUUCGUAUACCCAGGGAACCUGUGGUUCCGUUGGGUACGAAACGACGUGUGAGACGACGGUCGACGCCUGGGCCCGACAAGCCAGUGAAAAUAGUCGAAAAGAUCGUAGAAAAGGUGAUCGAGAUCGAGAUCGAGAAGUUGGAUCCAGAGGCAGGUUGGGAUGAUGAAACAGAUCCUUUUGCUACUGUCGUGGAUUUUCCGGGACCGGGAGAGAUUCGCAGGCAGGUCGCCUUCACAGCGAAAAUGUUCAAUCCCCAGAAUGCCGCAAACAACGAUUGGUCCUUCCAGCAAAUUUUCCUAGACGGCGAAUUCAUGGCUGCCGGACAAAUGAUUAUUCCAUCGAAAUCCCGGAAGCCAAGCAAGCCGACCAAGGAUAACACUUUUAUAUUCUAUGUGGUGGAAGGAGCUGUUAAGCUUAGAGUGAAUCAGACGAACCUCCUGGUUGCCACUGGCGGUAUAUUCAUGGUGCCACGAGGCAACACAUAUUAUAUCGAGAAUGUCGGCAACCGGGCCGCCAAACUAUUCUUCACCCAGGCCCGCAAGCCCAAGGAAGCUGACGAGGGGCUCCCAGAACGCAGCUCUUCUCAUGUAGCGCCGGUGGGCCGCGCCGUGUCAGUCGCAGGUGGUAAUCCAUCCUAUCGUCGGGAUCCCAAUGUCCCUUACCUCCAGCGAGGCAGGAGUGCCCAUGUCUGA